Messenger RNA from Closterium sp. Yama58-4, 597 nucleotides. The record is from the annotation of a GenBank genome assembly. NCBI's taxonomy places the organism in Eukaryota, Viridiplantae, Streptophyta, Zygnematophyceae, Desmidiales, Closteriaceae.
AUGGAUCGUGCGCGCAUGGCCCCGCUCCUCCUCCUCCUCCUGCUGCCUUUCGCAGCAGCCGCCCCUACCGCAGCCCCCACGGGGAAAUCCCCCCCCGCAGCCGCAAAAGCGCCCGCGCCCGCUCCGCCGAAGACCCUCCCGGCGUGCCCGCUCACGGGGAAGCCGGCGACGAAGCCGACGAUUCCGCACUCGCGCUGCGUGGAGGCGCAGCAGCUGUCGUGCUGCGAGGACUGUGCGGAUCUCACGUUCCCGAUACAAGCGCUCGCGGUUAAUGUUACUGCUGCCUUGGAGACGGUGUCGCAGGGAUAUCUUGAUAUGACGAAAGUCUCGCCAGAUGUAGGUGGUACUCGCUUGGGUGCUAAUGGUGCUUGGAUGGGUGAUAAUGGUACUCGCAUUGGUGCCAGUGCAGCUCGCGGCAUGAAUGCUCUGCGCGGCCUCGAGGAGUGCGAGCAGCUGAUCGAGCAACUCGUGUGCGCCGUCACGUGUAACCCAGAUUCCGGGUAUUAUUUCAUUGACACGCCCACGGGUCCCAACAUGCAAGUGUGCAAGGCCUUCGCACAGCAGGUCUACAACAAGUGCUCCAAAUUCGAUUGGUGA